Triplophysa rosa is the source of this 1251-nucleotide messenger RNA. RefSeq lists its product as uncharacterized. Bases 247 to 1170 code for a protein of 307 amino acids. The transcript is spliced from 8 exons. Gene Ontology annotation, molecular function: S-adenosylmethionine-homocysteine S-methyltransferase activity; zinc ion binding. Gene Ontology annotation, biological process: S-methylmethionine cycle. NCBI's taxonomy places the organism in Eukaryota, Metazoa, Chordata, Actinopteri, Cypriniformes, Nemacheilidae. The record is from RefSeq and is a predicted model, not a curated record.
CUACCACAUGGGUCUGUUAUGGUUUGGACUUUUGACACUUAGUUUCAGUUUAAGCUGUGUUUAACUUUUUGGCGAAAUAUUAAAGCACUUGGCUAAACCCUAACGUUUUUCAAUAAGUAUGAGCUUAAAAUGUUUCAAACCUAUAGGAAUUUAGGACAAAGUCCGGUGUCAGUAUUUUAAAAUCGAGUUUAUUUUGUACUUGUAAGGUCUCUAGCCCGUUGUGGGCAUACCACAACAGCAUUUAAAAUGGAUCGCAGACCACUGAUUUUAGAUGGCGGUCUAGCAACAGAACUUGAGGCUAAUGGAUUUCAAUUACAGGGAGAUCCACUGUGGAGUGCAAGACUUCUGCAUACAAACCCAAAAGCCAUUAAGGAGGUCCAUUAUAGAUAUCUCCAAAGUGGUUCUGAUGUCAUAACAACAGCCACAUAUCAGGCCAGCAUUGAGGGAUUUGUCAAACAUCUUGGUCUUGGACUUGAGGAGGCACAGCAGCUGAUGAUGUCAGGAGUUCAACUGGCCAAAGACACAGUGGAGGACUUCAUGUCUCAGGACAUGUCAUCAGACAGAAGAAAACCAUUGGUUGCUGGCUCAGUGGGUCCAUAUGGAGCGUUCCUACACGAUGGGUCAGAGUACACUGGGGCAUAUGAGGACAGAAUGACAGUGGAGGAGUUGAAAGACUGGCAUCGUCCACAGAUCCGGUGUUUGGUAAAGGCUGGAGUUGAUGUUGUUGCCAUGGAAACAAUUCCAUGUCUUAAAGAGGCAGAAGCAUUAGUGGAAGUUCUCAAAGAAUUUCCUGACACUAAAGCCUGGCUUUCCUUUUCCUGUAAGGACAGCCAUCAUAUUUCAAGUGGGAGAACGUUUUCGGAGGCAGUUCAGGUGGCAUGUAGGUCCUCACAGCUAGUUGCUGUGGGGGUAAACUGUUGCCCCCCUUCUCUGGUGACCCCUCUGCUAGAGUCUGCCAUGUCACACAAAAAAGCAGAUUUCAGCUGGGUGGUCUAUCCCAACAGUGGAGAGGACUGGGAUACCAAGACAGGAUGGCAAACAAAAAAAUGGACAUCAUUUGCUAAAUUAACUCUUGACUGGAAGGAAAGAGGUGCUAUGUGGUUUGGCGGCUGUUGCCGUGUCGGGCCUGCUGAUAUAACAGGGCUAAAGAAAGAACUACUACAUGUGUAACCUUAAUUUUUAAAACAGUGCGACUCUGAAAUAAUGCACAGAUGUUGUAUAAAUAUUUUAUUUUUAAAUUAAAAUAAUACC